CACGUCGGCUCGAGCUUGAGGCCUCUGCGGCAAGUUAUCGAGAAGCCCUUGCAGCAAUGCCGCACCCCGGUGUAUCGGCACCGGCGCGGGACGGCGUACUUGCGGCCCGCCUGCAAGACAUUGAGGCCCGUGUGCAGGAUGUCGCCGACCUCGUGCGCGGCGUGGAGGCACGGGUGCGGGCAGAGCUGAGCGAGGACUUCGGUGCCCGCAUGGACCUAAUGGCCAGCCGCGUGGAGGCGCUGGAGAACGAGCUCGGUAGGGUGGACAUCACCAGCCCUCUGCAGGCUCUGGAAGACAGGUCUGGCAAGUCGGAGAGGCUGCUUGCAUAUCCUGUCGCAUCGGCACCGUGCGGCAACCAUCCCGACCCAACGUCGAGCACCCCGACCUGCUAUAACGGCACGCCGGCACCAGUGCAUUCGGGUGGGAUGGCUCCAGGUGAGUCCCAGGUGUUAUUCACCGUCCCGCCGGAAUACGUCCUCGCCGAGUCUAUAUGGGACGCGUCUAUCUUCAUUGGCCUCGAUGGUUUCCAUCGAAUUUCUGAUUCGUUGACCCUCGUGUGCCUCCUGAUGAAAAACAUGAUCAUUCAGCUGGUGCUUACAUCGGUUGUCUGGGAGUUCAUGUGCAAGGACCCUGUGGAACCUGAGCGACUUCAGGAUCUGUUGCAGUUCCGUUUGACUUCUGGACACCAUGUGUCCUCGGUUGUCGGCGAUCGUAGGACGUCCAUGAUCGCCGAGGUCUGUCGCGAGGCCAAGAACGACGCUCUGCAUAUAGCCACUCAUCAGAUUGACUUCUGGACAAAUUUUAGCACCUAUCUGAGGGUCUGGGAACCCUUCGGCCUCAAAGGCGGACAGCUGCUCUGCUCUCUUGUUAUUCAAUCGCUUCGCCCACUCCGUGGGCCCAUAUUGCAUUCUUUCUCUGUUGGCGGACGCGUAGCGAGCGGGAUGGAGAAGGAGGGAUGGCUGGGCUGCGCCCAGGGUGCUUUUCGCCCUGGCACCCCAGGAGCCGCCCCUCGCGCGCGAAGUAGAACAACUGUUCACCAGUUGCCGGAGAUCUUAGCACGCCUCUGGCCCGUUGGGUGGGCGUUUCUUUUUGUGGGUUUGCUUGAUCCUGACGGAGGUGGACAGCAUUUACAGGUUUGUACAUGCGCUUCGCUCUGUACCUCGUAGUGGCUCGACUCAGCUUGUCGCGGAGAGUGAAGACACAUUUGCGUUUCGAUCCAUAUCAUCAGUUCGAUUGUAUGCCAUGUGCCUCUUCGUUGUAGUUCCACGUUCUGGGGUCACUUUCUUUCUGCUGAUGACGGGCAUGUCGUUCUUGACCUCUACAGUAAGUCUGGAGCAGAUCCUCAUCGACAGUCUGGCACUUGGCUUCAUUCUGAAUAUCGACGAGAUGAUCUACCCGAUAUUUGUUCCUGGUCGGGUGCAGCGGGUACAGAGCAAAAUGAAGCCGUUCGAGCUGAAAGAAUUCACAAGCAACGCCCCCGGUUCGGGCAUUACCACGCGAGCGUUGGACGUUAUGCAUCGGCUACCUCUUCGUCUUUUCUGGAUUGCGCUUGCAUUCCUAUGUACAGGUAUGAUGGUUGCGAACAGCCUUCAUCCCAUGGUCCAGAGAAUGGAGUUGGCGGUGAACAUUUUGUGCGAAGGUAACACAGAUUUCGUCUACGCUGUUACCCCCGACACUGGUGUCGUGUAUGCCGCAAAGACUCACUCCACUUCUGAGACACGGGAGGGGCAACACAUAGUUCAGAAUACAAUCCUGCAGUUCACAGGGCUCCACGACUUCUUGGAAGACAGUCAUGCUGGGAACCGCUUGCUUGCAGAGUUCUGGCCACAACACACGCCCGCGGGUAUUAUAUACAACAGCGAUCGCACCGUUGCCUACACUAUGGACGAGGCCGAGACCUCUUCGACUGGUUUCGAGUUCGUCAAGGCGCUUUCAAUAUCGAGCAUCCAAGAUGUUUCAUUUUUGGGCCGUUGCGAGGAUUACAACUCUGAGGAAUCACACCAAGCCCCUCAUGUGAUCCAGGCUUUAGUGAGGUAUGCGACCGAUGCGAUUGUGGAUAGCUGCAGCGGAGGAGAACUGGCAGGCAUCUCGCAAUGGUACAACAUGAGCCACUACAGGGCACUCUGCCCAGUGACUUCUGGUUGUUCCAAAGUGUGGCUAUUCUUCUCUCAUCCGCAUUGGGGCUGUCCUGCGGACUGCACGUCCGAUAAUAGAAUAGACCAAACGUUCAGGGAUAGUUUGCGCACUGCUAGUUGUACCGACGACGGCAAUGAGCCGUGGAGGCGUGCAGCUAUGAUGGAGUACGUCUCUGGUUUGUCUGACUAUGUGACGCAGCGCCCAGGGUUCCAUGAAAGGCUCACCAGUGCAAGCACGAGCAAUCUGAUAUCCGCUGUGAUCUCAGCCUACGAAAACGCAACAGGCAAGGCAUACCCUGGAACCGUAGCGUAUGUGCAAGAUGUCGUGUCCUCGGGUCUCACACUUCAGAGGCUGGGUCGCGGGAUUUUCGAGCUUGCCCCAGGAUUGGCGAUGUUCACGAGAGACGGCGUAGAGCUCGUCGGUUGUGCUUUUUGGACCGAUGCGGUUUUCCUGGACAUCCUGUCUGUGAAUUUGUGCAGCACUCUGUACCACCAGUCCAUUGCUUUUAUGUGCCCUGAGCGAUGCCUAUGUCAAGUGAACUGGCAGCAGUCGUGCCCUCUGCGAUGCUCCACCGAAACACUUGGCUAGUUGGCGCGAGCGCCACUUAAGCGGCCACCGCCCAGUGCCUAGUCUUCAAGGCGUCCCAAGGCUCCACGACCGCCCCGAGAGACCACAAACGGCCUCACGAUAUGAUCAAGGAUCAAAGCAGGCAUCCGAGAGGACACCGAGAUUCGGCUAGCCACCCCACUAUUUCGAUAGGGUCCACACCCGCCCAGAUGGGGUUGUAGUUGUGUUUUUCUGCUGCGCGCCAGCUCAGAGAAGCUUGCUUUUCACUCCCGCAGCAACGUAAAUUGUUGGAGCAUCCUGCUCAGGGUCUGCAUCACAAUGGAAGGGUGGGUGGGUUGGCGAUUGGAAUAGGUUGCAGGUCCCUGUCAGCCUCCAGUGCACAUACCCAGGAGCUCGAGAUUCGGCAAGCUGUCCCAGUAUUGCGGUAAGCUACACGCCCGGCCACUUGGGAUGGUGGUUUUGUGCAUGUGCGCCAGGCCAUAACCCGCGCCCGCAGCCAAAUCGUCAGAGCGCUCUCUUGGAGCACCCUGCGGCUUGGGACCUUGAUCGCGGGGGCCGUUGCAGCCAGGCACCCGACAGAAAGCGAGUGCGGAGUGGUGGUGGGGGUACACAGCGCGCCACCGGCCGCGGUGAUGUCCGGCCCAGCAGCGUAGGCAAAACCGAGUCUGUUCAGGGAGUUUGCAGCAGCAAGCGGCAAUUCGAAUUGUGGCGCGCUCUGGCGGAUUAUAUGUGUAUCUGUUUUUUUUUUCCGCGAGAUGGGGAGUGCAAGCAAAAUCUUCGAUGCGUAACGCUUCCGCCAGCCAGCGCCGCAUGCUGGUGGCAACGGUAAUUCUGACGUGGAUGGAGUCUGCGAAGCAGCCUCACUGCAGGCAGGGCCAUCUAGGUUAUUUCUGCAAUUUUCGCGUGUCCUCAUCUUGUAUCGUGUGAGCACUCGAGUUCAUAAUAGUGUGCGUAGUUUUUCCGUCUCUGCACCCUUGCAGAUGUGCAGGUGCGGCGUGCCGUCUGCAAUGAUGGGGGACAGCUCGUCAGCGUCGCUGUCUCCACGGCCGUCGCGCCACCCUCUUUGUUUCUGUCCCUCGAGGACGACGUCGUUCUCGUCGUCGUCGUCGUCGUCGCCCUCGUUACCUCUGAGACGUCGUCGUCCUCGUCGUCGUCGUCGUCUUUCGUCUCCACGGCCGUCGCGCUACCCUCCAGGGUUGAGAACACAUGCAGCUGGCGGAGAGGAUGUGGGGCCCAGUUCGGGCCAGGUGGUGCCCAGCAGUGCCGAACACAAGGCGUCCAGCCGCACGAGGAGCCUUCGCAUUGUUCUGGCCCGAUCGUUGGGUGACUCUGAUCCAGUCGUGCCGAUCCUCGCCACGCAAAUCCGUCAAUCCUAGGCCCAAGACAAAUGGACGUGCCUGCUUGGCU
Prorocentrum cordatum is the source of this 4110-nucleotide messenger RNA. Lineage: Eukaryota; Dinophyceae; Prorocentrales; Prorocentraceae. The record is from the annotation of a GenBank genome assembly.